CAUCCCCCCCUUUCCUCCUCCUCCCUCCCUCCUUCAAAGGAAAAGACCCCACCUUUCACCUCCUCCCCCAGACCUAGAAUCAAUCCCCGCCCCCAAAUCCCCCACUCCCCCUGCUCGAAUCGGUGGAGCUCCCUCGAGUCCGGCUGGUUGUGUUCCCGCGCGGCGGCGCGGCUGAGCUCCGAGGUCGGGGCCGGGGCCGUACGGAUCGAGGGACGGCGAUGGACGGCGGGGUUGCUGCUGCGGUGGCCGCGGCGGCGGCGGCGUCGACGGUGACGACGGCGGUGGCGCCUUCUGGGGCGGCGGGGGCGGGGGCGGGCGCGCCGCCGCCGUUCCUGAUGAAGACGUACGACAUGGUGGACGACCCGGCCACGGACGCCGUGGUGUCGUGGGGGCCGGCCAACAACAGCUUCAUCGUCUGGAACACGCCCGAGUUCGCCCGGGACCUCCUCCCCAAGUACUUCAAGCACAACAACUUCUCCUCCUUCGUCAGGCAGCUCAACACCUACGGAUUCAGAAAAGUUGAUCCAGACAAGUGGGAAUUUGCAAAUGAGGGUUUUUUGAGAGGACAAAAACAUCUACUGAAGACCAUCAACAGAAGGAAACCAUCGCAUGCAAACAACCAAGUGCAAGUGCAACAGCAGCAACCCCAGCAGCAGCAGCAGCAGCAGCAAUCCCAGUUGCAGAAUGCUCCAAUGCCUUCUUGUGUAGAGGUGGGGAAGUUUGGGAUGGAGGAAGAGAUUGAGAUGCUAAAGAGGGAUAAAAAUGUUCUAAUGCAGGAGCUUGUCAGGCUGAGACAGCAACAGCAGACCACUGACCAUCAGCUGCAGACUUUGGGCAAGCGUCUUCACGGAAUGGAGCAACGACAGCAGCAAAUGAUGUCUUUCCUGGCUAAAGCAAUGCAGAGUCCUGGCUUCCUAGCACAGUUUGUACAGCAGAAUGAAAACAGCAAACGGAGAAUAGUAGCUGCGAACAAGAAAAGGAGGCUACCUAAGCAAGAUGAUGGCCUGAACUCCGAAAGUGCAUUGUUGGAUGGCCAGAUAAUCAAGUAUCAGCCUAUGAUCAACGAAGCAGCCAAAGCAAUGCUGAGGAAGAUCCUGCAGCAGGAUACCUCCCCACACAGAUUUGAAUCCAUGGGCAAUUCAGAUAAUUUGCUACUGGAGAACUGUAUGCCAAGUGCUCAAACUUUUGACAGCUCUUCAUCAACCCGGAAUUCUGCAGUCACCCUUGCAGAGGUCCCAGGCAACUCGGGCAUGCCAUAUAUGCCCACGAGCUCUGGGCUUUCAGCAAUUUGUUCAUCGUCAAGCCCCCCUGAGAUGCAGCGUCCAGUUCUGGACACCAACUCAUCGACACAACUUCCCAACAUGAGUGCUGUGCCUUCGGUGCCAAAGGCUAUGACGCCAGGUUUAAGUGAUAUCAGUAUUCCAGGAUUCCCAGAUCUGCAUGAUCUCAUAACGGAGGAUGCAAUUAAUAUUCCUGUAGAGAACUUCACAAUGCCUGGUCCUGAGUGUAUAUUCCCCCUACCUGAUGAAGGCAGUGAUGACUCUGUUCCCAUGGACCCCAUCGACACUGAUGAGACCGAUGACACCCAGAAGCUUCCGGGAAUAAUUGAUUCCUUCUGGGAGCAGUUCCUUUGUGCCAGCCCUCUCUCCAUCGACAAUGACGAGGUCGAUUCAGGUCUGCUGGACACACGGGAAGCGCAAGAGGAGAAUGGAUGGACCAGGACCGAGAACUUGGCAAAUCUCACUGAACAAAUGGGCUUGCUGUCAUCCAACCAUAGAGGGUGAGGUACCUACUCACAGCGACCCUCUCUCAAGGCGCCCUGGGGUCCAACCUGGUAAUAAAACUAGCUCCUAUAGUUUAUCCUUACGCAAUCAUACCGAACUGUGAAAUGCCUGUCGACGGCCGGUGUGGGAGGACUCCGAUCUUUUUGUAUCUAUAAGGUUUUUUGGCAGGCAUAAAAACUAACAACCGUGCGUUGUGUUUCUGCUGUGCUCGUCUGGUUGCGACUAACACCUACCUGAACCAAAACAUGUAAAAGACUAGCAGCUCCUCGCGCUAUCCAGGGUCGCUGGCCUCUAUGGAAUCCAGAAAAAAUGGUGGUGUUUGGCA
Messenger RNA from Triticum urartu, 2109 nucleotides. RefSeq names its product heat stress transcription factor A-1. Gene Ontology annotation, cellular component: nucleus. The record is from RefSeq and is a predicted model, not a curated record. NCBI's taxonomy places the organism in Eukaryota, Viridiplantae, Streptophyta, Magnoliopsida, Poales, Poaceae. Gene Ontology annotation, biological process: cellular response to heat; regulation of transcription by RNA polymerase II. Gene Ontology annotation, molecular function: DNA-binding transcription factor activity; RNA polymerase II cis-regulatory region sequence-specific DNA binding.